This is a messenger RNA of Fusarium oxysporum Fo47, 1434 nucleotides long. RefSeq lists its product as uncharacterized. The record is from RefSeq and is a predicted model, not a curated record. Gene Ontology annotation, molecular function: DNA binding. Gene Ontology annotation, biological process: DNA recombination; double-strand break repair. The coding region runs from base 308 to 1384 and encodes 358 amino acids. NCBI's taxonomy places the organism in Eukaryota, Fungi, Ascomycota, Sordariomycetes, Hypocreales, Nectriaceae. The transcript is spliced from 3 exons. Gene Ontology annotation, cellular component: nucleus.
AGACAUUCCCUCGACGCUCGAAUCUCGCCAAGACUGCUUAUAUAGCUUCAAAUGGAUACGUGCUUUGAUACUUGAUUCAAAGCCCCCAUUCCUCAAACAAGCCAGCUUUCAGACGCUGAUCUCCUCGGCCCGUAUACCGUGUCUCACUCGCUUCUUUGACAAGGGAGUUCAAACGCUCCAUCAAAGAUUCUUCCCGAGGCGCCCCGUCAUCUGGUAUCGUUCCACUGGGCUCAAUCUGAACCCCAAGUCUUGACAACCGCACGAGUCUCGCUGGACCCUGUCUACCGGUACCUAGGUACCUUACCCAAUGGCUUCUCAAGCUCGAGUCCUCAAGUUCCCCCGGAGUGACGACAAAUCUUCCUUUGUCCUUUUGCAAGCCACACCCGAGGGUUCAAAGCAACUUGAUUUGAAGCUGGUGGGUACUGAAGGAGAGGAACCUUAUGUCGCAUCUUUGAAACAUGAUAGGGUCGUGUCUCUCCGUGUGAAGAAUUGUCCUGCUUCAGAGAGCGAAUGGCAGCGGAUUCUUGAAGACUUGUUUCAGCAGGAACCCCUUCCAGAUAUUCAAGCCACAGCCACGGUCCAGAGCGACAAGUCUAUUUCAAUCACCAUUCGAAAGGACAUACAGGGUAUCACUCAACGUCUGGGCUCAAUCACCCUCAAUCAUGAUCCAGAUGAGGCCAUUGAGUUAUUCGAUUGGUGUGGUGCAGCGGUCGAGUCCUCUGCCUCAAGUAAACAAACUGCGGCAAACCUGUCGGCAAAAUCCUCCGAGUCGGAGGCUCUUGUGGCCCAGCUUCAGUUACAGCUGGAAGAGUUAAUCAAGGCGAAAGAUGAGGAUGAAACAGCGUUGCUAAGGAAGUUUAGGGACCUCCUAAACGAGAAGAAGCUCAAAAUUCGUGAGCAGCAGCAAGUAUUAGCAACACUAUCAACAAAUCCCAGCAUGGCGGGCCAAUCUCAGCAUUCCCAGGCUGUUGAAGCCUCGGUUCAGCAACCGAAACCAAGGAAGCCUACUCGUCAAGCUGGCAAGUCAAGGGCGUCGAAAAGAAAGGCUCCCGCAUCAAGAAGACUUGAAGAGUCAGAAGACGAUGACGCUGUUGACACGAUGAGCGUCGACCUUAAGCAGGAGGCCGUGGAUACGGAUCCCGGAAACACCACAGAAGCGACAGCAUCCGUUGAUAGCGACGACGAAGAUGGCGAUGGACUUGACCCAGGUCCCCCUCAGCAGAACAAAGCACCAGACGCUGUUUCACGGGGAAAGACUCCUUCCAAAGAGAGCGAAAGACCGCCGCCACCGCGAGCUCUCCCGUUCGCGACAAAGAAAUCAACAAAAGCUACACCUGCACCCGCUCCUGCAGGGAGUGACACUGAAUCUGACGAUGAGCUGUGAAUGACGAUUGAUGACAGUUCGCCGGUAUAGCGUUGUGCAUUGUGUUCUCC